AUGUCGUCGCCAUUCCUACACCCCGACCGCGAGGAAGACCCAGGGGAUCCGGACGAGGCAGAGGAACAUCGAGUGGCGCAAGCACUCCACGGAUUACCGAGGAGGAACGACGACGACACUGACUUUGACGGGGAGGAAGGCGGCCGCGAGGAUGUUGAAUGUCAGGCAUAUGUCAUCGACGGCGACGAGUACGUGACGGAGGAUGACCCGAAGGGAGAUGAGAAGAUUGACAGGUGGGUGAACUUGCUGGGAGGACGGCGCUUCAAGUCUGCUACGUUCAUCCUCCCGAACCGACAUCCCCAGCGGCAGUACAUGCUGGCCAUCGAUGCGGCACGAACAUCGGGGUUCCGGGACUCGCUGUACUACUUCCGCAAGAAUCUGCUGGCGCUCAAACUCAAUGCGACACAGCAGGAGAAAGAGUACCUGAUCAACGAGGGCAAGCUGGGCUCGCACCUGCGCACGAGGAGCGUCACCCUCGUCACCGCACGCAGUGCCUUCAAACUGCACGGGAGCAAGAUGAUCUUUGAGGGAAGAUGGGUAACGGAUGACUACUACGAAGGCAAGGUGCUCGAGGAGAUCACAGCCCGCGGUCUCAAAGCCGGAGAUCCUGUUGGCGACCUGCCCGACCCCAAUGCGACACACCACAACAACGAGCUGUCUGCGCUCAAUGCCGCCUCUGCGGCGGGUACAGCCAAGGGCGACCGAGGUGGUGGCGGAGGCGGAGGGAUCUACCGUGCGGGUGGCCCAACGACGAUCUUCGCGGGCAGUGGCUGGGGGCCGUACAGCGAUGGGCCUUUGAACGCGGUGCGGAAGAGCGUUCUGAGCCGGGAUGGGGUGGACGAGGACAACUGGAUGUGGAUGAUGGCGAACCGGGUGGCGGCAGCGUUGGACGAGUGGAUGAAGUUGCGGAAGGAGGCUGUGAAGAUCGUCGAGGGUGUGGAUGGGCUGGUGAUGGGUGGUGCGGUGUUGCCUCCGAACGGGAGUCAGCAGACAACUGGCGGCAAGAUGGAGACGAAGAAACGAAAAGUAUGGAUUGACACAACGCCUGUGGUCGGUGUGUACGAGCCCCACUCCAAUGUCAUCCAAUAUCGGGCCGACACCCAGCCAACCUGUGCACGAUGGGACGUGCUACCCGACACAGCAUUGAAAUGCGUCAUUGGAGGCACGAAGGUCGGAAACGGUGCUUGGGCAGUUGCAUGGGUGGACACAAUCAUGGAGUUCCCAGAUGAGACAGUGCUUGCUGCUUUGCCCGAAGCCCAGACAUGUGAAAAGUUGCUGAGAGAGGCGGAGGGCUCUGGGUUGCAGCCGAUUGAGUUCACGUAG
Cyclocybe aegerita is the source of this 1323-nucleotide messenger RNA. The record is from the annotation of a GenBank genome assembly. Lineage: Eukaryota; Fungi; Basidiomycota; Agaricomycetes; Agaricales; Hemipholiotaceae.